Molecule: messenger RNA, 1483 nt
Organism: Paramecium sonneborni
Lineage: Eukaryota; Ciliophora; Oligohymenophorea; Peniculida; Parameciidae
Source: the annotation of a GenBank genome assembly
AUGUAUUAGAAAUAAUAAUUUGGAGGAUAAGAUAAAUCAACUAUUGAAUGUAGAAAUUUAAGAAAACAUGGUAAAUGUUUAACAUCUGGUUGUCCAUAUUCUCAUAGUGCAGCAUCUGUUAAACCAAAAGUUCUGAAAAAGGUAUUUUAAGUAUAAAGUAACUUAAUGCCAGAAUAGAAUUAAUAAUAUCGAAAUAAUUAUUGGAAUCAAAAUAAUUAUAACAAUAAUUAAAAUAACCAAGGAAAAAGAGAUUUUCAAUUUGCUAGAUUAAAUCAAAUCAAUAACAAUUAAUAGAAUCAAUUUAAAUAAAAUAAUUCUAUGAAUUAUAAUAAUAAUCAAUAUUCACAAUUUAAUAACAACAGAUAACAAAUUUAGCCAUAAAAUUAAGGAUUAUAAUAAUAACCAACAAUCGGACUUUAAUUACUAUAUCAAAUGAAUUUUGAAAAUCUUAAAGGAUUUUUGAGAAUUAUAAAUAUUAAUGACUAUUUUUAUUUUGGUCUCAUAAAUGAUAAAGGCAUUACAUUUUAUCCUUAUAAUGAAACCAAAGGAAUAGAUAUUCUACAAAAGAUUGAUUUUGUUAUUCAAUAUGAAGUAGAAGAUGCAUUCAUAUAAUAAUAUACUUAAUAAAAUAACAGAAAAGAACUCUAUUGUUUGGUUAUCGUAAUUAUUGAGUCGUCUUUGAAAAGUGUUUUACUUUAUCCAGAUUUUUUAAAUUGCUAAACUAAUUUUAUUAAAAUAUCCGACAUCUCUAAUACGUACUUAAAAUAUGUACAUGUGAAUACAUUAAGUAGUGAAUUAUAUGCUUUUAGUUCAGAUGGUAUUCUAUUUGCUUAUUGAAGGAUUUAUUCGAGUGUUCGAUCUUCAAAAUACUCAAAAUUCAUUAAAGAAUUAUGCCUAAUAAAAAGAAGUCUUUUAGUCCAUUUUUUUCCUUAAUGAAACAUCUAAAGGAAGUAAUUUUCUUAUUUCAACAAAAAAUGGAAAUAUUUAUCAUUACUUAAAUCAAUAAUUUACUAAAUUGCAUACUUUAAUAGAUCAAACACUAAUAGAUAUAACUAUUGAAAAUGAUUCGAAAAGAGUUUAUUUAGUUACUAAAAAUUAAGAAAUGUUUAAUAUUUAUAUAAUAAAUGAAAACAAUGCUUUUGAAGGUCCAGUUUAUAUACAUAGAUAUCCUAUAUCGAAAGUAAUUGGUUUCAAAGAUUUUGAAUUAAUUAAUUGUUUAUUAGUAUCUGAUAAUAGAGGUUAAUUGGACAUUUUAAAAGAAUAAUCAUAUAGUGAUUAAGUGAAAUUCUUAAGGCAAUCUUAAUGUAGAAAUUAUUAUAUAUUUUAAGAUAAAUAAAUGGGAGAAGUUAAGAAAAUGAUGUUUUUUAAAAUGGCAAAUGUCAAUUAAGUUGUUGAAAAGAUGCUUUUUGUUUAAAGAUUAAGAGAUCCAUAAAAAUAAGAAUCAACUAAUUUUGAAUUUUAUAGAUUUUAUUAGAUGUUUUGA